UGAACAAUAAAUUUGAGACAUAAAAUAAACAGUUUGAAGCAAAAACUUCAAAACUCAACUUUUAAGGCUGAAUUUAUUUUCCCUCAAACAAAAAAAAAGGCUGAAUUUAUUCUAGAUGCAAAAAUAACGAAGUCUAAUAUGUCAAAAUCAGUUUAUAUGUCUAUAAUUACUAUUGUUUAUGCAAAUAUAAUAAGAUUAAGCAAAUAAUAAGAUUAGUUCAUGUCUGUCAUGCUACAUCACUUCUUGUUUGCUUCAUUGAUUCUUGGCACAUAUAAUAAGAUUAAGAAAAUAAUAUAUCAAAGACCAAGACUCUUGGUUACUCUCACAAGUCACACUGCUGUAUUUAUUAUAUAGUUAAGUUAUUAAGUUAUAACUACCUUACACACCCACUUGUUCUGCAGGCUCUAUUAAAAAAAACUAACAGAUAAACAGAAUUAAAAAUAGUUGUCUUUGUCUUCACAAAAUAGAAAAAUAAUUUCUCGUAGACUAAACACAGCUAUUCAUUAGUCGAAGUCUAGUACAGAAAAGCUUAAGCACAAAAACAAGGUACUUGAACUUGUUUGGAUUGCCAAAAUUGCUUGCAAGAGUUAACCUGAUUGAUGAAAACAUUGAAAUGAAAUGACAGAUGCUAUAGUGUCAUUUGUUGUGGGGGAACUCUGCAAUUUUGUAAAAGAAGAAGGAACUUCACUGACAUUGAUUGAGAGAUACUUCAAAGACAUCAAAGAUGAACUUGAGAUCAUCCAAUUCUCACUCAAGGAUGCAGACACAAGGGCUGCUGAUGAAGGAGGAGGAGGAGCCAACGAAGGAAUCAAAACUUGGGUGAAGCAGCUAAGAGAAGCAUCUUUUCGCAUAGAAGAUGUGAUUGAUGAGUAUGAGUAUAGCAAGUAUGUGGCACAAAGGGUCGACCAUUCGGGAUUCAUAGCUUCACUCCAAGCGAUUCCUGCCUCGAUGAAAACCUUGAAUACACAGUACAAGAUUGCUUCAGAGAUGAAAGACAUCAAGUUAUCACUUGCUGGAAUCAAAGAAAGAAGUACAAUGUUUGAGUUUCAGUCUGGAAGUGGAUCAGAAAGCUACAGAGGGACUAAAGCUCCUAGAAUUGGUGACCCUCGAAUGGCUCCUUAUUUCAUUGAAGAGACUCAAGUUGUAGGGUUUGAGUCCCCAACAAAUGAAUUGGUUCGUCUUUUGGUGGGUGGAGAGAAUGAACGGACGUUGGUUUCUGUGCUAGGCAUGGGAGGACUCGGAAAAACAACUCUUGCUAAGCAUGUCUUUGAUAACGAGUUGGUGAAAAGCCACUUUGAUUGCCGCUCUUUCAUAACAGUUUCUCAAUCCUAUACUAUGACAGAGUUGCUGAUAGAUAUCAUAAAAACAUCUUGCACGAACAACAAUGAGACUAUUCCAAAGGGUCUGCGGAAGAUGGAUGACAGAACAUUGAUUACUCAAGUAAGACAAUACCUUGAGUCAAAAAGGUACUUGGUUUUAUUUGAUGAUGUUUGGGAAGAAAAUUUUUCUGAUGAGAUUGAACAUGCCUUAAUUAGUAAUAACAAAGGAAGUAGAAUCAUCGUGACCACUAGAAAUAUGAAAGUAGCAGAAUAUUUUAAGAAAUCUUUUCCUGUUCAUAUUCACGAGCUGCAACCUUUGUCUUCAGAAAAAGCAUGGGAGUUGUUCUGCAAUAAGGCAUUUAGAUCUGAGCCUGGUAAACAGUGUCCAACAGCCCUUGCGGACAUGUCUAAUGAAAUUGUUCAAAAAUGUGGAGGGCUACCACUGGCUAUUGUGGCCAUUGGUGGUCUUUUGUCGACAAAAGCUAAAACCUUGUUUGAGUGGAGAAAGGUGAGUCAAAAUCUAAGGAUGGAGUUAGAGCGCAAUGUGCACUUGACUAGUAUAAUAAGGAUUUUAAGUCUUAGUUAUGAUGAUUUGCCUUACCAUCUGAAAUCCUGCAUGUUAUACUUUGGCAUGUAUCCAGAGGACUACAUCAUUAAACGAAAAAGACUUACUAGGCAAUGGAUGGCUGAAGGGUUUGUUAAGAAUGAGCACACAAGACCAUUCGAGGAAGUUGCUGAAGAGUACUUGAUAGAGUUGGUACAGAGAAGUUUGGUUCAGGUUUCCAAACUUGGCUUUGAUGGGAAAGUUAAAAGAUGUCAAGUCCAUGAUUUGUUGCGUGAAGUGGUCAUUAAAAAAAUGAAAGAUUUAAGUUUUUGUCAUUCAGUGCAUGGAGGUGAUGAACAAGUCACGGUUGGAAUAACUAGGCGCUUCUCUAUAGUAGCCAUCUCCAACAAUGUAUUGAGAAGCACUGGUAACUCAGGAAUUCGUGCUGUAUUAGUUUUCGACAAAGGUGAAUUGCCUAAACAUUUCAUGGAUGAAUUAUCUGUCAAGUUCAAGCUUUUGAGAGUACUUGACUUUGAGAGUUCAGUUUUGAAUUAUAUUCCUGAUAACUUGGGGAGUCUUUUCCACCUAAGGUACUUGAACCUGAGUCGUACAAAAGUCACAGUUAUUCCAAGUUCUAUUGGUAACCUAAUCAAUUUAGAAACCUUGGAUCUAAGGCAUACCAAAGUUACUGAGUUACCAAGGGAGAUAAACAUGCUCACAAAGCUAAGGCUUCUUCCAGUUUAUUAUAGAAAACAUGAAGGACAUUAUUCUAUUUUGAAUUUUACAACAGGUGUGAAAAUGCAAGAGGGUAUUGGAUGUUUGAAGUCAUUACAGAAACUUUACUUUUUGGAAGCAAAUCGAGGUGGAAUAGACCUUAUCCAGGAGCUCAAGAUGCUGACACAAUUAAGGAAGUUAGGCAUACGUUGUAUGCGCCGAGAAUAUGGAAAUGCAUUAUGUGCUGCAAUACAAGAGAUGAAACACCUUGAAUCUCUAAACAUCACUGCUAUCGUUAAGGAGGAAAUCCUUGACUUGGAUUUCAUAUCAGCACCACCCGAUCUUAUUGUGCUCAACUUGAAAGGAAGACUAACAAAGUUGCCUGAUUGGAUUCCAAAUCUCAAGUACCUUGUGAAGUUAAGACUUGGCUUAUCUAACAUAGCCACUGAUCCAUUAAACUCUUUGAAGAAUUUGCCAAGUUUGUUGAGGCUGAAUUUGUGGGAUGAUGCCUUUUCUGGUGAAAGUUUACACUUUCAAGUUGAAGGGUUUCCAAAACUAAGGGAACUUGAUCUCACUAGAUUGAGUAAGCUAAGUUCUAUCACUAUAGACAAUGGAGCUUUACUUUGUCUUGAUCAUAUCAGAUUUAACAACAACCCCGAGUUGAAGGUGGUUCCACAAGACCUUCAACACUUGAAAAACCUUCAAUUCCUUGGAUUUGCUGAUAUGCCACAGGAAUUGGUUGAAAGCAUUGAUCCAGAAAAAGAUGGACAAUGCCAUUGGAUUAUCAAGCAUAUUCCCCUUGUACUAAUCCGUCAGAAAGUAGGAUUGGGAUUUUAUGACUAUGACUUGCACCGCAUUCCUACUACAUCCAAUGUCUGAAUCAUCAAGGUGAACAGAUUCAAAUUCUUCAUGUUGCUGCUCAAGAGAAGAUGCACUUUGUCUCUUUAUUCCUUCUAUGGUGUGCUUGAAUUGCCAAAUAAUUGUUUCCUUGAAUUGAACUCAUCAACUAUGAUCAAGGAAUGUGUACUGUAUUAAUUGACAUUUGGUUAUGGUUUGUUUUUCUGUUUUCUUCAUUUGUAAUGUUGUUUAUUAUUGGUUGUGGUGUGAAUGCUUUUCUACAAAAUAUAAUGAAUAUUUCAAUUUGCUAUGGAA
This is a messenger RNA of Medicago truncatula (barrel medic), 3729 nucleotides long. Its product is annotated as disease resistance protein RPM1. The transcript is spliced from 2 exons. Lineage: Eukaryota; Viridiplantae; Streptophyta; Magnoliopsida; Fabales; Fabaceae. The record is from RefSeq and is a predicted model, not a curated record. Gene Ontology annotation, biological process: defense response to other organism. Bases 619 to 3456 code for a protein of 945 amino acids. Gene Ontology annotation, molecular function: ADP binding.